Messenger RNA from Cinara cedri, 2558 nucleotides. The record is from the annotation of a GenBank genome assembly. Lineage: Eukaryota; Metazoa; Arthropoda; Insecta; Hemiptera; Aphididae.
AUGGAUAAAACACCCGCUACAUUAGAUGGAAAAUUUUUUGAAGUUGUAACUGUUGAGAAUGAAAUUGUGAAAGCAAUAUGUAUAAUAUGUAAAGAACAGAAGAAUGAAAAAAAACAAUAUCUGAUUCUUUUAAACACACUUCAAAUUUUCGUACUCAUAUGAAGGCAAGUUUUAAUUUUUGUAGUUAUUACAAUAUAUAUUAUUAAUUAAAAGGGAAUGGAAUUAUGAUUUAAUUUUCUACUUUUCAGAGGGUUCAUUUUACUAAAUUUGAAGAAUUUGAAAAUUAUGUGAAGACGAAUACUCAAAAGAAAAAUAAUAAAAGUAUGACAAAUUCUAAACAAUUUAUUCCCAACUAACAGCAGAAGAUUGAAGCAAACCCAAUAUGAAAAUAAUUUGGUUAAUUAUAUUGUUAACAAUAUGAAACCCCUAUCCAUAAUUGAAAAUAAAGAUUUUCAAAAACAUAUUUUGGGUAAGUACCUAUUUAUGAUUAUUUAUAAAAUACACAAAUUCUAUUUAAUUCAAUUUCAAAUAAUAUACUUAUUCAGAUUUAGAUUCAAAUAUAAAAAUUAUAUCUAGGAGAACGGUUGGUAGACGUAUAAAUCACAAAUAUAACAAUAUUUCAAAUAAUUUAAAAUUAUUUUUUCAAAUACAUUCUGAAGUCCACGUUUGAACAACUGCUGACAUUUGGUUGACAAAAUAUCGCAGUUUUAUAGGCAUUACAGCUCACUGGGUAAAAUUGAUUAUUUUUUAGCCUAUAGCAGCUAUAGGCAUUACUAUUUUCAGUUCGAUGACAAAACAUUAGACCGUCAUAGUUGUGUUCUAGCUAACCAACGAUUUUUUGGUGCACAUACAUUUGAUAAAAUUGGAGAAAUUAUGGUAGAUAUAUUUAGCAAAUUUCAUUUAAGUAAUGAUAACAUAGUUUCUACAGUAAUAGAUAAUGGGUACAACUUUGUAAAAUCAUUAAAGGAGUUUGGUUGUAAAAUAAAGACAUCAAACACUGAUUCAGACCCAGAGGUAUAUAUUAUACAUAAAUUAUUUUAUAAUGCUUAAUUUUAUAACGGGUCAAUAUAUUUAGAUAUGGACAAAGAUCUUAACGGAUACUAUGAGUUAUCAUUUUUGGUUAUUGAUGGAAAUGAAGAUGGAAACAUCUUAUUACCAGUACUACAUUUAUGUUGUGCAUCACAUACACUUAGUCCAGGGGUCGGCAACCUUUUUUGACGGAAUAGCCAAAAAUUACAAUGUACAAAAUUUUCCAGAUUUUAAAGAGCCACUAAAAAUUUUCUUAAGUAUUUAAAUAUAAUUUUAUUUUUAAAUUUUAAUAGACAUAAUAAUAAUGAAAUUAAUUAUAAUAAUAUAAUAAAUUUAUGAUAAAAAAAAAAAAAACAGUUUUUAAUAAUAGGGGAAUACAUCAAUGGGAGCAUUAGCUUUGCAUGUCUUGGCAUGACAGUAUGACCAAUUAGUUGUAGAUAGCGUCGCGAUUAUAUUAGACUCUAUAAAAAACAUUUUACAACUAUAGACUGUACUCCAUGCGGGCACUGUCAAAUUAUUUUUGUGAUGUGUUAUUUCAUAUUUCCAAAAGCAACAAAAAUAAUAUACUUUUUUUUUAUAUUAUAAAAUAUUGUUUUUGAACUAAAAUAUUAAUUUUUGUGUGUGCAGCUGGAGAGCCGCAACUUAAGACCGAAAGAGCCGCAUGUGGCUCGCGAGCUGCAUGUUGCCGACCCCUGACUUAGUCUAUUAGUGACAACAGAUUUCCAGAAUAUAUUAAAAAGUUAAAAUGCCAAAAAGUACUAUCAUCCAGCAUUAUCAAAUAUUUGACCUUAUGGAAUUUGUCACGAAAACCUAAAUCAUCAUAAGUUAUUAGUAAUAUAAUUAAUUGUUCUUUAAAAUAUCCUGUUCUUACAAGAUGGAAUUCAUUAUAUGAUUCCAUAUCACAAUUAAUUGAACAUGAAUCAAAAUUAAAUACCUUGACUAAAGAAUCAAGUUUAAAGUAUCAAUUUAGUGAAACUGACAUAAGUUAUUUGUCUGAAUUUGUUUUAGUAAUGAAACCAAUCGCUUGUGCUCAGGAUCAUCUACAAACUGAAUCAAAUUUUUACUAUAGCUAUUUAAUUCCUACUUUAUUUUCAUUAAACAGUCGAUUGCAAUUAUUUAAGGAACAACAAUUGCUUUAUACUUUCAACUUUAUCGAUCCAUUAAUAACCUCGUUAGAAAAAUGAUUCAAACUAUAUUUUGAUCUCUCCCCUGAAGUUGAUGAAACUGUAUUGGCAUCUUGUUUUCAUCCUACUUUUAAAUUAAUAUGGAUUCCUGAACACAAUGAAAUUAUGAAAAAUAGAGUUAAAAAUCUUUGUAUCAACACUGCUGAAAAAUAUAUAGUGAAUUCUUCUCACACUGAGUCAUCAGUAGAUAAUAUAGAUGAUGAGGAAUUUUUAAUAUUUUCUUCUCAGGAACAGUGUUUUGAUUCUAGGGCUAAUUUAGAAGUAGUUCAGUUUUUUAACAAUAAAAAUAAGGCAUUAACAUGUUUAGACAGUUAUCCUAUUGUAAAAAUAUUAUUCACCAGAUAA